Molecule: messenger RNA, 903 nt
Organism: Anarrhichthys ocellatus (wolf-eel)
Lineage: Eukaryota; Metazoa; Chordata; Actinopteri; Perciformes; Anarhichadidae
Product: fucolectin-1-like
Exons: 5
Coding region: 85-870 (261 amino acids)
Source: RefSeq, a predicted model, not a curated record
AGCACGGGAACUGUUUCGGUUUUAGGUGUUUGGAAGCUUUUGUCUUCUUCGUUGAAUCAUCCGACUGUUGGGGACUCCAGAAUAAUGAAACUCAGCGUUUUGGUUCUCCUGCUCCUCCUGGAGACACGCUCAGCUUACACUUAUGAGAACGUGGCGUUGCGUGGAAAGGCGACCCAGUCAGACCGUUGGCAGGACUCGUUUGGAGCUGCUUACAAUGCUAUUGAUGGAAACCGUGAGGGUAUUUACGCUUCGGGAUCAUGCAGCCACACUGACCAAGAGACCAACCCCUGGUGGAGAGUGGACCUGCUGGAGUCCUACAUCGUCACCUCCGUCAUCAUCUCCAACAGAGUAGACUGCUGCGAGAACAGGCUCAACGGGGCAAAGAUUCACAUCGGCAACUCUUUAGAGAACAACGGUGCCGCAAACCCAGUGGCUGGUAAAAUUACUAGAACGGAUCCAGGCGAAUCAGUUACUCUGACUUUCACUGAACGUGUGGAGGGACGUUACGUGACUGUGGUUGUACCGGGUUCACAGAAAUACCUCACACUCUGUGAAGUGGAAGUCUACGGGUACCGGGCCCCGACUGGAGAGAACCUGGCCCUCGGAGGAAAAGCCUCACAGUCGUCACUGUAUGAGUUUGGCCCUGCAUAUAACGCCAUAGAUGGGAAUCCUAGCAGCAAGUGGGAGCACGGCUCCUGCACUCACACAAUGAACGACAUCAACCCCUGGUGGCGACUGGAUCUGCGCAAAACCCACAAAGUGUUUUCUGUCAAGAUAACCACCCGAGUGGAAGACUCGGACCGACUCAAUGGAGCCGAGAUCCACAUUGGAGAUUCCCUUGACAACUUCGGCAACAACAACCCCAGGUAGUUUACAACCUGUUAGUUUAAAAUGCAUGGUUUC